Vollenhovia emeryi is the source of this 2003-nucleotide messenger RNA. It is a transcript of the gene Pus10, whose product is annotated as putative tRNA pseudouridine synthase Pus10. Gene Ontology annotation, biological process: tRNA pseudouridine synthesis. The record is from RefSeq and is a predicted model, not a curated record. Lineage: Eukaryota; Metazoa; Arthropoda; Insecta; Hymenoptera; Formicidae. Gene Ontology annotation, molecular function: RNA binding; pseudouridine synthase activity. Bases 428 to 1933 code for a protein of 501 amino acids. The transcript is spliced from 7 exons.
AAGAUACAGCAAUGAGAGAAAAGUGGUACUUCAUUGUGUGUUUAUCAAAUACGUUCCUCGAGUAUUCUUGAGAUUUUUGUUGACGGGACGCCGAGCCUUCGAGCUGUUCGAAUAAACUUUCGAGGUUACAUUGCGAGUCUUCGCCGCGGCGAGAAUCACGUUCUCAGUCUGUUCUUUUUAACUGGACUGACUGCUCUCUCUAAUAUGGCGGAAGAAAGAUAAACUCCGAACUAGCGCAGAUAGUUCAGUUGAAAAGAACAAACCUUUUAAUGUGUAAAUAGAAGAAUAAAACGAUUGGUUCUUUGAGGUUAAAGUGAGCACCAGUUGACACGAGUGCCUUUUCGAGGUUAUGCGGUCCCGGAACGUCGCUCUGCGAUUUUAGGUGUCGAGACGCGAUACCGAAGAGCCUGCCAAAUUACGAGUCAAAAUGAACGUAGCGACGGAGGAAGAGAGAAAAAUCCUCCACUUCUUAAAGUCGCAAGGCUGCUGCUUGAGAUGUUGCUUUCGUCUCGCUGGAUUCCGUACGCCGGAGUGCUAUUGCGAUCCUUUCGAGUUUGCGGGACAGUCGAAUUAUGCCGAUAUAAGGGACGAUACCUCUGCGGAAGAAGCACCGUGCAUCGUGUGCUUAGGAGUCCUUCAGGAUAAGGCGCAGGAGAACGUAGUUACGAAAAUAGCGGAAAAGGUGGAGGGGAAGAAUUACGAUUGCACGACCUUCACUUGCGCGUUGACUGUUCCCGUAUCGAUGAAGCUCAGGGAGCAUAUAUUGUACGCUUACAUGUCCAAGGAGAUAGACAUUCAUGAAUCUACCCUGAACACUCUUAAAGCAAGACUGCAAAGUGUCAAAGAUAUUUGGAAAUCUUUUAUGAUGCCCAAACUCGAACAGGCUAUGGGAAAACGUGCUGACCUGUCGACACCGUCGCCCUUUCUCAUCGAGAUCUUCCUGACGUACGUCGACGAUGAAGCAAUAUUUAAAAAAUUGAUAAACAAACAGAAAGGCGGCAGUAAGCCGAAAAAGAGAAAAUCCAACGAUAACAAACUGAGCAGGAAGAACGUUGACAUUUUGCUGAUCGAUAUGACGGAUGAGCAACUUAUGUGCCACUUCACGAUCCCGCAAAUCGUGUCGAAAACGUUCGUUCGUGUUGACAAUAUUUUAUGCUCUCACGGCAGCAUCUUCAUAGGAGGGCGCUACAAUAAACUCUCCAGGAAACUCAGCCAGACCCCAUGGUUCAUAAACGGCGAGAAGAAAGUGGAGACCUCGGUGCAAGAUCUGCUCUGCAAUCCCAUAGCGGAAACUGUGAGGGCGGAAUCGAUAAAAUUUUUAUCGUCAGGAAGAGAAGACGUCGACGUCAGGAACAUAUACGAUGGCCGGCCAUUCGCUGUCGAGCUAUUGAAUCCUCGCAUGACGAAUAUCACAAGUGAGCUGUUGGCGGGUCUAACCGAUAGCAUCAAUCAGUCGACCAAGCAAGUUCAAAUAACGUCGAGUCUAAAGGUUCUCUCGAGGCUCGAUUUGAAGAAGCUCAAGGAAGGUGAGAACGUUAAAACCAAGUUUUAUCGAGCGCUGUGCGUCUGUCGAGGCGCGAGUGGCGGUUUACCGCAAUUAGAGCACUUGAACCAACUGAAAAACGUCAGAAUUAUUCAGAGGACACCAGUGAGAGUGUUGCACAGGCGGCCGCUGAGUCCGCGAGCGCGCGUCGUGUACGAGAUGCGCGCGCGCUGGGCGAAGCCGCACGAACUGAAGGAGUUGCUGCGUACCGCCGCCGAGAGUACCGACGCGUUUUUCGUUCUUGACGUGAGAACGCAAGCGGGCACAUACGUAAAAGAAUUCGUGCACGGAGAUUUCGGUAGGACUAAGCCGAGCCUGUGCGACUUCCUCAAAACCGAAGUGGACAUUGUCGCAUUGGAUGUCACGGGUAUUAACUUGAAGUGGCCGUAACGCGAGUCUAAUUUGAUAUUGCAACAAAAAUCGUACAAAAGAAUUAAUAAAAUAUACGUUGUGAAGUCGA